This is a messenger RNA of Vicia villosa (hairy vetch), 839 nucleotides long. RefSeq lists its product as uncharacterized. The record is from RefSeq and is a predicted model, not a curated record. The coding region runs from base 194 to 721 and encodes 175 amino acids. NCBI's taxonomy places the organism in Eukaryota, Viridiplantae, Streptophyta, Magnoliopsida, Fabales, Fabaceae. The transcript is spliced from 7 exons. Gene Ontology annotation, molecular function: calcium ion binding.
UGACAAUUUUUUUUAGUGAGACAUGAAAGUAUCCGUCGUUGUUAAUGAGACCCGACACAAGAAUUACUGCGUUUCGAGAUAUUCGAUGAUGACUAGGCAUAUCCACGUGUGUAUAAAUACAUAUAUUCUCAUUCACAAACCCAAGGCACACCAAUUCAACUACUAUAUCUCUUCAUCUCAGUGAAUUGAAUUCAUGGGGAGUGCAUCAUCUAUGUUAACUCAAUAUGAUAUUGAAGAAGUUCAAGAACACUGCAACCAUUUAUUUUCGCAGCAGGAAAUAGUUUGUUUGUAUCAACGGUUUUGUCAACUUGAUCGAAAUGCUAAGGGCUUUAUUUCAUCUGAUGAGUUUUUAUCCAUUCCUGAGUUUGUUAUGAAUCCUAUUUCUCAGAGGUUACUCAAGAUGGUUGAUGGUUUGAAUUUUAAAGACUUUGUGGCCUUUUUGUCAGCAUUUAGUACCAAAGCUAGUGCGCACCAAAAAAUAGAACUUAUUUUUAGAGUAUAUGAUUCAGAUCAUAAUGGAAAAGUGUCAUUCAAAGACAUAUUACAAGUUCUAAAAGAUUUGUCUGGUUCAUUCAUGUCUGAUGAGCAAAGAGAGGAAGUUCUGAGCCAAGUUCUGAAAGAAGCGGGAUACUCAAAAGACUGCUACUUAACAUUGGAUGACUUCAUUAAGGUUCUUGGUCAAUCUGGUGUAAAAAUGGAUGUUGAAGUCCCUGUUGAUUAAAAUUGGCUGCAGUUUUCCCUGUUAUUUUGAAAGAAAAUAUUGUAAACUAUAUUAAAGGGAUUCUUGUAACAUUUAGUUCAUAUGGAAAUGAGAAGUGCAAAAACAGAUAUGAUUUCAA